AUGCCUUUCCACCUACGCCUCGACCACCGCUGCUCCCCUUCUCAACCACCACUCCAUUCCCCCUUCCCCCACCGCACCCUCUCUCCAACUCUUCCGCAACCUUUCACCUCUGAAAUCCCUCUGAACAACCAGAAACGACCUCGAACGAACCUCACGAUGAGCUCGAGCGACUCCACCGUCAACGGGGUCUAUUGCGGCACCGGCGGCGGUGCCAACUCCUACUUUCACCUUCGCGUCGCAUCCAUCUUCAUCAUCAUGGCCACGUCUGGCUUCGGCGCACUCUUUCCCGUACUUUCAAAACGAACGCGAUGGCUCGACGCACACCUACCAGACGCGCUUUUCCAGACUGCAAAGUACUUUGGUAGCGGUGUGAUUAUUGCAACUGCAUUUAUUCACCUGCUCAGUCCUGCUAUGGCCGAGUUAGGUUCACCAUGCCUGUCUGCCGCUUGGCAGGAUUAUCCAUAUGCGCUUGGUAUAUGUUUAAUCAGCAUUUUCUCGAUUUUCAUCGUAGAAUUGGUCGCAUUCCGUUGGGGAACGGCGAAGUUGGCGAAAAUAGGCCUGUCGCAUGAUGCGCAUGGCCACGAUAUCGGCCAGCACGCCUCACACGCGGCACACGGGCCUGAGAUGGGUGUCCCAAGCACGAGUUCCGUCACUGGUUCAGUGACGAUGUUUGCGGACGGUGGCUCGGAAAAGGAUGGCCAGAUUAGCCGUGCAGAGGAUAUCGAAUCAGGCAGUUCGCACCUUGAGUCGGUGUCGGACUCGCCGCUCGCCCAGAUCAUCGGGAUCGGGAUCCUUGAGUUUGGUGUACUCUUGCACAGUAUCCUGAUUGGCCUAACGCUCGCGGUCGAUCCGAACUUCAAGGUGCUGUUCGUGGUGCUUGUUUUCCACCAAAUGUUCGAGGGCCUCGGAGUCGGCUCGCGGCUCGCAUUCAUGCGGCUGUCGCCCCAAUAUAGCUACAUUCCAUUGGUGGGCGCGUGCCUGUACGCGCUGACGACACCAGUCGGGAUCGCGGCGGGGCUAGGGGUGCGCACGACAUACAACCCGAACGGGCCGACGGCGAGCAUUGUGAGCGGGGUGCUCGACGCGUUCAGCAGCGGAAUCCUCAUCUACACCGGGCUCGUCGAGCUCAUGGCGCACGAGUUCGUGUUCAACCGCGAGAUGAUCGAGAGCUCGAACGCGAAGCUCUGUUGGGCGCUCGGGUGCAUGAUGCUCGGCGCGAGCCUUAUGGCGCUCCUUGGCCGAUGGGCGUAA
Messenger RNA from Sparassis crispa, 1251 nucleotides. RefSeq names its product Zinc-regulated transporter 1. Gene Ontology annotation, biological process: zinc ion transmembrane transport. The record is from RefSeq and is a predicted model, not a curated record. Bases 1 to 1251 code for a protein of 416 amino acids. Gene Ontology annotation, molecular function: zinc ion transmembrane transporter activity. NCBI's taxonomy places the organism in Eukaryota, Fungi, Basidiomycota, Agaricomycetes, Polyporales, Sparassidaceae. The transcript has 6 exons. Gene Ontology annotation, cellular component: plasma membrane.